GUUGCAUCUCACUCUUUCCGAACCAACGAAGCUAUUCUUUUCUUUCUCGUUCUCUCUUCAAAUUCUCUUCGCCGAAGCAAUCUCUCCAGUGAUAUCGUGUCUCCAUUCGCGUUUCUUCAAUCCAAUCUCCAGCUUCUCCGAAACCCUAGGAGAAAGUAUCUAUGAGAAAUGCUUGGUAAGAUGGCAAUGGUGUCUCUUCCGUGUUCCAAUUCUUGCACUUUAUAUGUUCAGUCCAACCACUUCAAGCAAAGAUUGUCUUGUUCUACAAUAUGCAAGAUUUUUCAUUCAUCAUCUUUUAGUUCUGAGUCAUCUGAAGCAUCAGAAGCUUCUUUGAGUGUUUCGCAUUCCAAGCAAAAAGGAAGUUUUUAUCCGUUUACCAUGGCCACUUCACUAAGCUCAAUGGGACGGCAGUUGCGUCAUGGACUGUCUAGGCGUCGCAGCUUGAGCUUGAAGUUUUCUGUGCCAACACAAGACAAAGCUUCUAAACAGCGUUGGAACACAAGGUUUGCAUCCUGGGCAUUAGGAACUGCUUCAGUUGGAAUGUGUUUGAGCUUUUCGACAUCUAGCCCUGUAUGUGCUGAAUCUCCUAGUGAAAUUGAUGAUGAAAAUAAUGGAGAAAGUAAAUCAUCCUCUAUCACUUCUCAUGGAAAGAAGGUUUAUACUGAUUAUUCCAUUACAGGCAUACCAGGAGAUGGGAGAUGCUUGUUCCGCUCUAUAGUACAUGGUGCAUGCCUCCGAUCUGGUACAAAAUUGGUCAAUGAGAGUGAUCAGAGGAAACUAGCAGAUGAAUUGAGGGCUCAGGUUGCUGAUGAACUUGUUCACAGGCGUGCAGAAAGUGAAUGGUUUAUUGAGGGUAAUUUUGAUACAUAUGUUGCCCAGAUUAGAAGGCCGCAUGUAUGGGGAGGGGAACCAGAGCUGAUAAUGGCUUCACAUGUUCUCCAGGUGCCUAUCACAGUUUAUAUGCUUAACGAAGAAGCUGGUGGUUUGAUUUCAAUUGCUGAAUACGGUCAAGAAUAUGGGAAGGAGAAUCCAAUUCGAGUUCUUUAUCAUGGAUAUGGGCAUUAUGACUCAUUACAAAUUCCUGCUAAAAAAGCUGCUUCACCAAAGAAUAUAGCCUCUCGUAUGUGAAGGAGACGGUGCAGAUGGGCUUCUGAAGACUUUCAAUGGCAAAGUGCAGAGUACUACAUUCAGUAUACAACAUUGUAACAUUACUGCAACCGGCGCACGAAGUGAAAUACGAGUAAAAACACUAAUUCUCAGGUGUUGUAUCUCCAACUCUCGUCGCUUUUCUCCUAACUCAGCGUACAUACGAUCAAUACGGAAUUUGAAGAAUAACUUGUUUAGCGGAUAAUGAAACAUCAACUCUCUUUCUCUUUCGCUUAUAUUGAUAGAUCAAAACAAAAUUAUCGCUUGAA
Molecule: messenger RNA, 1415 nt
Organism: Dioscorea cayenensis subsp. rotundata (Guinea yam)
Lineage: Eukaryota; Viridiplantae; Streptophyta; Magnoliopsida; Dioscoreales; Dioscoreaceae
Product: OVARIAN TUMOR DOMAIN-containing deubiquitinating enzyme 4-like
Exons: 7
Coding region: 169-1128 (319 amino acids)
Biological process (GO): endoplasmic reticulum unfolded protein response; protein deubiquitination
Cellular component (GO): cytosol; nucleus
Molecular function (GO): cysteine-type deubiquitinase activity
Source: RefSeq, a predicted model, not a curated record